This is a messenger RNA of Syngnathus acus (greater pipefish), 1764 nucleotides long. It is a transcript of the gene plp1a, whose product is annotated as proteolipid protein 1a. Gene Ontology annotation, biological process: central nervous system myelination; axon development. The transcript has 7 exons. Gene Ontology annotation, molecular function: structural constituent of myelin sheath. The coding region runs from base 599 to 1336 and encodes 245 amino acids. The record is from RefSeq and is a predicted model, not a curated record. Lineage: Eukaryota; Metazoa; Chordata; Actinopteri; Syngnathiformes; Syngnathidae. Gene Ontology annotation, cellular component: myelin sheath; plasma membrane.
AGCCCAGAAACGCCCCUCAUGUUUCCUGACCUGGUAUAUUUAUCAAUUUUGCAGUUAAUUUUCAUUCAUUUCUGUCAAUAUGUAUUGUACUGCGAAUUCGUUUCCAAUUUAUAAUUCCUGGAAAUGUUUAAGAUUUCGGCAAGGCUGAACAGAAUUGCUUAAAGAUUUACUCUUCAGGAAGCCGUUUCAUCUGGAGCGUUUGAAUAAAUCAUGUCCGAUUCUAAUCCUGUUUCACGGUAAAAAGUGAAUUUACGGUGAUGGCAAGACUUCAAGAUAAAUUAUAUUAAAAGAAACAAAGUUUCCAUUUGAGUGGGUUGCAAUUAAGUCGCUCCUUUGCGCGUAGACUCCGCGUCUUUGCAUAAAAACAACGCAGUCUGUGACAAAAUUGGCCUCUUCAUUAUCCCCCCCGCCUUUGGAGCUCAUUGAAAGGCGUCAUUGUUGCUUUAAGAUUGUUGUAGCAAUCGCCGAUGGCUCUGUCCAUUGUUGGGGUGAGUUGGGUUUGAUAACACGGGGGCCGAGUUCGUGCAUAUGAUCAGUGGAGCAGCUGCAGAGCACGACACAAGCCUUCACGUCACGUCCUCAACGCAUCCUGGCAGACAUGGGUUGCUAUGAGUGCUGUAUGCGUUGCCUGGGUGGGAUACCAUACUGCUCUCUGGUCGCCACACUCCUCUGCUUCUCCGGCAUCGCCCUCUUCUGUGGAUGUGGACACCAGGCGCUCACAGAGACCGAAAGGCUCAUCGAGACCUACUUUGCUCGUAACCUGCAGGAUUACAUCACACUUGCUUACAUCAUUCAGUAUUUCCAGUACUUCAUCUACGGUUUGGCCUCGUUUUUCUUCCUCUACUGCAUCAUGCUGCUGGCAGAAGGCUUCUACACCACCAGCGUCGCCAAGCAAACCUUCGGGGAGUUCCGAAGCACCAUGUGUGGCCGCUGCCUCAGCUCCACGUUUAUAGUGAUGACGUACGUGCUGUCUCUGCUGUGGCUAUUGGUGUUCGCCUUGUCCACUCUGCCCGUCUACUUCUUCUACAACAUGGGGGCCACCUGCGACACCAUCGACGUCCUGACCGAGACCCCAGCGAGCAUCAACCAGCUGUGUGUGGAUGCGAGGCAAUACGGGCUCCUGCCGUGGAACGCCGUCCCGGGAAAAGCUUGUGGAAUAACUCUGUCCACCGUUUGCAAGACAAGAGAGUACCGAAUAACCUACGACCUCUACAUUGCCGCCUUCGUCGGCGCGGGCGUCACCCUCAUGGCUCUGCUGACCUAUACGGUGUCAACCACCUAUAACUUUGCGGUGCUGCGCUAUCUGGGGAGGAAAGGCAUAGGUGCACGUUGUUAGGCUUGCCAGCAAGCUUCCUGUCUGACCACAACACAGGGGAUUUUAAGGAACUGCAGCCAUUUUUUUCCUUUUCAUCACUUGUGCCUGUGUGCACAACCUUUGGGUGUUUUCAUGGUAACGGACUUUCAAAACCUUUUUUUCUUUUUUCCUAUCUGACACUUUGUGUUUUACUUUUCUAUGAAGGAUGCUUCAGUUUUAUUCCAUUGCCACUUCACUAAUCUAUUUUUAUGUUGAUUUUAGAGGGUUUUUUUCUUCUUUUUUUUUUACUUCCUAGUGGUAACCUUCUAAAAACAAUUGGGUCAAUAAUAACCCAAGAGGGAUCAAAAAGGGGUCGACGGUUUUUGGGUUACUGUGCAUCCUUGCUGUUUGUGUGGGCUGCGGAUCAGCGUAUAAUUGAUGCGCAUUGAUUAUUUUUUUUUUUUUAACCC